Microstroma glucosiphilum is the source of this 5299-nucleotide messenger RNA. RefSeq names its product Shikimate dehydrogenase. Gene Ontology annotation, biological process: aromatic amino acid biosynthetic process; chorismate biosynthetic process. Gene Ontology annotation, molecular function: 3-dehydroquinate dehydratase activity; shikimate 3-dehydrogenase (NADP+) activity; 3-dehydroquinate synthase activity. The record is from RefSeq and is a predicted model, not a curated record. NCBI's taxonomy places the organism in Eukaryota, Fungi, Basidiomycota, Exobasidiomycetes, Microstromatales, Microstromataceae. The transcript has a single exon. Gene Ontology annotation, cellular component: cytoplasm. The coding region runs from base 58 to 5190 and encodes 1710 amino acids.
CCCGCUACUCACAACACCUUUGCUUCCUCCUCCUUACCCAUCCCCUCCCCCUUGAACAUGACGUCUGCCACUGGCUCCAUUGCGGGCCAGAAGGAGGCAUCAUACCAUAGGCCCCCGGUCGAGUCGCAAAUCCCGUCCGGCCAAGCCUUCACGAUUCACAAACUGCAAUGUCUUGACUCACAGAUCCACCUUGGCUUUCACAUUCUGCCUCACGUCUUCCAUACCAUCAUCACCGAACUCAAGUCCUCGACUUACGUCUUCAUCACCGACAGCAACCUCGAAGGCAUCUACGGCGAGACGAUCCGGCAAGAAUGGAAGACCGUCACAUCGAGUCUCCCUGCGCCUCCCAGGCUGCUCACUUACACCCUUCCCCCCGGCGAGACGUCCAAGAGCCGUCAGGUCAAGGAGCAGAUCGAGGACUGGAUGUUGUCUCAGCACUGUGUGAGAGACACUGUGCUCAUCGCGUUUGGUGGGGGUGUCAUUGGCGAUCUGAGUGGGUUUGUCGCUGCUACUUUCAUGAGGGGUAUCAAGUACGUUCAGGUGCCGACCACGCUUCUAGCAAUGGUGGACAGCGCUGUCGGGGGAAAGACGGCCGUGGACACGCCUCACGGCAAGAAUCUGAUUGGAGCAUUCCAUCAGCCAAGAUACAUCUUCAUCGAUGCGGGCCUCUUGAGGACACUGCCAGAGCGCGAGUUCAGCAAUGGUAUGGCAGAAGUGGUCAAGACUGCUGCCAUUUGGGAUGCUGCAGACUUCGCAAAGCUAGAGUCGUCGUCUGACGCGAUUCGGGCAGCCGUGCUGUCCAAAGAUGCUCAGGCCACCGCUACGCAGGGAAGACAUUCUUCAGACCGAUCUGUCCCUCAAAGCCUACUCCUAGACGUCAUUCGUGGCUCAGUAGGAGUCAAGGCGCACAUUGUGACCAUCGAUGAGAAAGAAACUGGCCUACGCAACCUAGUCAACUUCGGCCACUCCAUCGGCCAUGCCAUCGAAGCUAUUCUGACUCCUGACAUGCUCCACGGCGAAUGUGUCUCCAUUGGCAUGAUCCUUGAGGCUGAGCUGUCUAGACGUCUUUCCGGCUUCGCCCAAGUCAAUUUGGGCCGGCUCGCAAAGGUCCUCAAGGCAUACAACUUGCCAGUAUCACUCAAUGACCCGCGAGUUACCAGCCUGGAUCGGGCAAGGGGUCUCUCCACUGAGAGCGUAAUCGAAGUCAUGAGGAUGGAUAAGAAGAAUGUUGGUACUACGAAGAAGAUUGUUCUCCUUCGUGACAUUGGUCAGUGCCACGAAGACAAGGCAAGUUCCGUCGAGGACGACAUCAUUCGGAGAGUCCUUGCACACCAGGUCAAAGUGAGCCCUCUUGCCUCACCCACCAGUGCAAGCAGUGGGAGCGCAGCUUCUGCUCCGACGAAGCUUUCGACCCCAGGUAGCAAGUCUAUCUCCAACCGUGCACUCGUGCUAGCGGCACUGGCAAAAGGAACCACAAGGCUUCGCAACUUGCUGCACUCGGAUGACACGGGCGUGAUGAUGACCGGUCUGGCGCAGCUACAAGCUGCCAAGUUUGACUGGGAGGAAGGAGGUGAAGUCGUCGUUGUGCAUGGCAAUGGUGGCUCAUUGCAAACUCCCGAAGAUGGAACGGAGAUCUACCUCCAGAAUGCCGGUACUGCAGCGAGAUUCAUGGCCAGCGUUGUAGCCCUCGCCCGGGAUGCUCAGGGCCAAGGUCGACCAACUAUCAUCACGGGCAACGCCAGGAUGAAGGAGAGGCCGAUUGCCCCUUUGGUGGCAGCCCUGCGGUCAAAUGGCGUCGCAAUCAACCACACAGAGAAUGAUGGAUUCCUACCUCUUGCCGUGUCGGGCGAGUCCGGCUUCAAAGGCGGACGCAUCGAGCUGUCAGCCUCCAUCUCGAGCCAGUAUGUCUCUUCCAUCCUGCUUGCUGCACCGCUCGCACGCGAAUUUGAUGUCCUGCUCGAGCUGGUCGGUGGAAAGGUCAUUUCACAGCCCUACAUCGACAUGACGAUUGCGAUGAUGAAGGACUUCGGCGCCAAGGUCGAGAGACUGACCGACGAGCAAGGCAAACUCACAGACAGCUACCGGAUCGCCCGCGGCGGGUACACGUCUCCAGGCGCAUACGAUGUCGAGUCUGAUGCUAGCUCUGCAACGUACCCCCUAGCCUUCGCUGCCAUCACUGGUCGCAGCGUCGUUGUCGAAAAGAUUGGAUCCGCCUCUUUGCAGGGUGAUGCCCGCUUUGCGACCGACGUUCUCAGACCUAUGGGCUGUGAUGUCACCCAGACGCGUACCGAGACGCAUGUCACUGGACCUGCCUCUGGCCAGCUGCAUCACUUCGAAAGUGGCGACGUCGACAUGGAGCCGAUGACGGACGCUUUCCUGACUGCUGCCGUGCUCCUGGCUGUAGCGGCACCCCAUCCUACCAGUGGCGCCAAGUCGACACGCAUCCGAGGCAUUGCCAACCAGCGAGUCAAAGAGUGCAAUCGCAUCCAGGCGAUGAUGGACCAAUUGGCAAAGUUCGGAGUCAAGACGGUAGAGCAUGAAGACGGGCUGGAAGUCUUCGGUAUGGACAGGGCGUCCAUGACCAAGGACAUUGUUUCUGUUCACUGUUACGACGACCAUCGAGUCGCUAUGGCUUUCAGUGUCCUCGCCACGGUGGUUCCUUCGCAGACCAUCUUGGAGGAGAAGAGGUGUGUCGAGAAGACUUGGCCGAACUGGUGGGACGACCUCGAGAGCAAGCUCGGAGUCAAAGUCGCUGGCGUCGACUCGGAUCUCAUUCCGAGCAACGUCUUCGCCAAGAGUGCAGGUACUGCAUCAGCCGCCGAACUCACAAAGCUCGAUGACGGCCUUUCGCCUCGCGCGUACCAUCCCGAGGCUACAAUGUUCUUGAUUGGCAUGAGGGCAUCAGGAAAGUCAUACCUCGGAAGGAUGGCUGCCACUGCCUUGGGCAGACGUUUCAUCGACGCCGAUGUUCUCUUUGAAGAGCGCCUCGGCCAUCUCGGCACUUACGUAGCCGAGAAAGGCUGGCCCGAAUUUAGACUUCGAGAGAGCGAGAUCCUCAUCGAUCUGAUGGACAACCAUUCCUCAGGCUACGUGAUCUCCCUCGGAGGCGGUGUCGUGGAAGACGAACGAAACCGAAGUCUUCUUACUGCCUAUGCACGAAGUCGUGGGCCUGUCGUCCACACAGUGAGGGCACUGGACGAGAUCAAGGCUUUCCUCUCGACAUCAGGUCGACCCGCCUGGGGUGAGCCCUUGGAGACGGUAUGGAGUCGUAGGAGGCCGCGAUUCACCCAAUGCUCGAGCUUGGAGAUCGUCAACUUCCGCAGUCCUGCUGAUCCGGCACCCAUUGCUGAUCUUAGUGACAGUACGCUCCUUGCCGAAGGCGCGAACUCUAGCACAAGAGCUGCCUCGUCUUCUAUCGUGCCUGGACGGUCUCAAGAAGCCGCUAUGGCACGAGUCUUCCGCUUCAUCACCGGUCAGCACACGAACCAAGUUGACUUGACUGCGCUGGACAACAAAGGCAACCCUCGCACGAGCUAUUUGCUCACUCUGACCUUCCCCGAUAUCCUCCCAGCUUUGCCACUGCUGGACGAGAUCACAAGUGGUGCUGACGCGCUUGAGCUUCGAGUGGAUCUACUGAGCCCGACCGGCACUGCUGCUACCGCACCGACUGUGCCUCCCAAAGAGUUCGUCGCUUUGCAGCUAACCGCUCUUCGUCAGUGGAGCGGUCUGCCUAUUGUGUUCACCGUCCGGACUCAUUCUCAAGGUGGCAUGUUCCCCGACGAUGCUGAAGAGGAGUACUUUGAUCUCGUCAAGAUGGCUCUGCGAAUGGGUGUCGAGUACAUUGACUUGGAGAUUGGCUGGCCGCGAGCCCGGCUGGCGGCAGUCAAGGCACAAAAAGGUCACACCAAGAUCCUUGCCAGCUGGCACGACUGGUCAGGCGACAUGAAGUGGACGAGUCCUUCCACAUGGGACAAGUGCGAGCAGGCUGCAGCUGUGGGCGAUGUUGUCAAGCUCGUGGGCAAGGCCGUCUCACCUCAAGACAACCUGGAUCUGGAAGCCUUCCGGAGACGUGUGGCUCAGUCGAUCUCAAAGCCGCUACUCGCCAUCAACACUUCCACUCUAGGCCAGAUGUCUCGCAUCCUCAAUCCCAAUCUCUCACUCAUCACUCAUCUUUCGAUGCCAACGCCUGGUGCACCGGGACAAUUGUCAUUUGCCGAAGUGCAGCGUGCUCGGUCGCUUCUCGGCCUGCUACCGAAACAGAAAUUCACCCUGUUCGGCAAGCCCGUUGCUCACUCCUUGAGUCCGCUGCUCCACAACACUGCUUUCGGAGAACUAGGUCUUCCUCAUCAUUACGAGCGGGUUGAAACAGACGUCAUCAACGAUGCUGUCAAGGACUACAUCCGUAGCGACAACUUCGGAGGCGCGAGCGUCACGAUUCCCCUCAAGCUCGAUAUUAUCCCCUUGCUGGACGAGCUGACAGAGGACGCCAGAGCAAUUGGGGCCGUGAACACGAUCAUUCCCAUCAAGACCGCUGGUAGCGCGACAACAAAGCUCAUUGGAGACAACACGGACUGGAUUGCGAUCCGCGCCCUUUGCGUCAAGUCUUUGCCUCUCACCGUGCGGGGUACAAAGCAGUUCACCGCCCUUGUCAUUGGAGCCGGAGGAAGCGCCCGUGCUGCGCUCUACGCAGCACACAAGGUGGGCGUCUCGAAGAUCUACCUGUACAAUCGCACGCGCGAAAACGCCCUCAAGCUGCAGCGCACGCUCCCUGCCGACUGGUCCGUUGAGGUGGUGGACACCCUCGACGAGUCAUCCUUCGGAGACAGGCCACCACAGGUCAUCAUCUCCAAUGUACCCGCAGAUGGAACGAGCUUGGACGCCUCUAGCGGAGCGGGUGUGAUCCUCCCCCGCUCCAUCCUGACCAAUGCCAAGGGCGGAGUAGUGGUCGACAUGAGCUACAAGCCCCACCAUACUCCUCUCCUUGAGCUCGUGCGACUGGAGAACGAGCGACAUGAAGAGGAGCGUCAGGACGGUAUUGCGGGGGCUGAGAAGAGGGGCAAGUGGGUCGCGGUGCCUGGUCUGACGAUUCUGCUGGAGCAAGGUUGUCAUCAAUUUAGCAAGUGGACGGGCAGGGAGGCGCCCAGAAAGGUGGUGGAGGAGACGUGCUGGAAGCAGUACCUGGCUCAGUGAGAGGUGGUAGACGUUAGCGAGAGUUAGUGUUGCUGUGGGAUCCAACUUUCUCCAAAACCCCACUUGUGCGUGGUGCUUCAUUGUGUAAUUGGAUCCAUGUUUGACAAAA